AUGGGUCCCAUGAUGGUAAUGGAAGGUCCAAACGGUAUGCAUCAGACAUUUCCACAGCCUUCACAACACGUUCAACAACAACCACCAAUAACGUCCAGUAUGAACAGAUCACAGAGAUGCGGUGUAUGCCGCGGAUGUCAGUGUAAACCGUGCGGCCAGUGCACUUACUGCCAGGAUAGUCCGCAGUUUGGCGGACCCGGUGUGAAGAAACAAAGUUGUAUUGAGAGGAGGUGUUUACGUGUUUUGGAGAACAGACUUCAGAGAGACGCCCCGACGUUCAAGGCACGUGUCGGAUGCAAUCAAUGUGAAGAUUGCAGAAUGCCCGAUUGUCAAAUUUGUCUAGUCUGUUUAGAUAAGAGAUUUUUCGAGAAUCGCUACAUGACGGGUGCAAUGUGUGCAAAAAAACGCUGCAAUAAUGCGACCAGUAUCGAACUACCUGCCCAGUCACCACAGUCAAUGCAUGAGUUCCAGCAGAGACAGGCACAAAAACGUGCGUACGAUCAAGCGGCACCGCCACCGAUACAUUUCGAUAUGAAACGUCGUGGAAUGGAUGUAAACUAUGGUGGAAUACCUGUGCCACAAGUACAGCCACAUUCUCCACAACUCGGACCACCACAGUCACUAAGUCAUGCACAAGCUCAACAACAAGCUCGUAUUCUUGGCAUCAAUCCGGCGGCUGUGAACUAUGGCUUGCCUGCUAUGAGCGCUCCACGAAUGAUACCAUGCGGACCGCCACAACCACCACCACCACCACCGCCACCAUUGAAUGAACCUGCCUAUCUGCUACCAACUUACGGUCACACAUCACCGACACCAGUCGACUUCUACAAUCCGAAGUCGUAUACAUUCGAAGAGAUCACACCGAAUGGUGAUCCAUUCAUACCACCUAGUUAUGCGCCGGAAAUGAAAAACGCUGUCGUACUGCAGCCGCUCUAG
Molecule: messenger RNA, 936 nt
Organism: Angiostrongylus costaricensis
Lineage: Eukaryota; Metazoa; Nematoda; Chromadorea; Rhabditida; Metastrongylidae
Source: the annotation of a GenBank genome assembly